UUUGUUCAAGUCCUCGCGGAAGUACUGACGUGUUCACACCAGUUUGCACGAGAGGCGGCUAGUUUAGCUAGCUAGGUAGAGCCGGGUAGUGACAACAGCGGUCGUAUCAGAAUGUCAGAAGGGGACAGUGUUGGGGAGUCAAUCCAUGGGAAACCAUCUGUAGUUGCUGCCUUCUUCACACGGGUUGGACAGAUCUAUCAGUCAUGGCUAGACAAGUCAACGCCGUUCUAUGCAGUGCGAUGGGCUGUCACUCUACUACUUACUGCUGUCUACAUGAUCAGAGUGUACAUACUACAGGGUUGGUAUAUAGUAACAUAUGCUUUGGGAAUCUACCAUCUCAACCUCUUCAUUGCUUUUCUAUCACCAAAAGUGGAUCCUUCGCUGCUUGAUGAAGAUGAGGGCCCAUCCCUUCCUACCAAGCAGAACGAGGAGUUCCGCCCUUUCAUCAGGAGGUUGCCUGAAUUCAAAUUCUGGCAUUCUGCGACAAAAGGCAUCGUCAUCGCCAUGAUUUGCACAUUUUUUGAUGCCUUCAAUGUGCCAGUGUUCUGGCCUAUACUUGUAAUGUACUUCAUCAUGCUCUUCUGCAUCACCAUGAAGAGGCAGAUCAAGCAUAUGAUCAAGUACAGAUACCUACCCUUCACACAUGGGAAGAGGACAUACAAAGGCAAGGAAGACACAGGGAAAACUUUUGCUAGUUAAAAACUCCCACUUAGCCUUCCCCUCCUUCUCAUUUGAAAUCUAUCAGUCACAGCUAGUGGGGAGUGACAAGAGUUAGAGAUUUAUGUUGGUUUUUUUGUAAGCGGGACAGUAACAUGAAAACAUAACAUGAAAAAUACAAGUUUUGAUCCAUGGUUCACAGUGUUGGAUGAGGAUAUGAGCAGCAUGGAUCAAAUUAGUCUGGGAACUUUGCCAUUGUCUAUUAAGGGGUAGUGUUUUUUCUUUUUUUUUCCUGAGGAACCUGAUCCCCAUUUUAGAUCGAUUUGCAUUUGUUCAGUAGUAGGUGAGACUCAGUGCUGCCUUUUGCCUUUUUAACCCUAUGGGGUAAGUAUAAAGUCAUGAAGGAGGAGCCACACUGAAAAAAUUUGCAGUGAAAUUUUUUGGAUUGAUUUUCUUUUUUUCUCAAUGAUGGUAAUACCAGUACAUGUCCUUCUCCCAAGUGAAAUAAAUUUGCCAAUUUUUGAUUAAUAUAUUGGUUCUACUUAUUUGUAACAAGUUAUAUAUUGAAAGUCUGUAGUGUUAAUAGAAAAAUAACAUGAUUAGCUGUGUAAGAUGAAAUAUGAAGGAAAUACAAGAGUCAAGAAUCAUUUCACCUUUUGUGGUAUAAGUGUGCAGCUGCUCUGGCUUAAAAGUGUGUCAGCCAGUUGUCCUCUGCACAAAAUGCAGACACUUUGAAGAGACUAGUCACAUUACACUUAAAUAUGCAUUCAUGAUCUGUAGAAAAAAAAAAUUAAUCUCUUGAAAUGAUUACACUGAGCACAAAUAAUUUUAAUUGAUUUGUAAAUCUUGAAUUGGCUACUCCUGCAAUUCUGUGUUUUACUGCAGUCACACUGGUGCGGCCAGUAUAGCAAGCGUCAUUACAGAUGAUUAUUAUUGACCUCAUUUGACUCGUCAGCCACCCACCACAUCACUGAAUGCAUAUUUCAAGGUGAAUGUCACUAACCCCAACCCAUUUAGUUUCCUGUAGCCUGUAGUCUACCAAUAAUCAGUUCUUUCUACUUUUGCGCCUUUGUAGAGUUUAACAGAUGGGAUACUGUGUCUUUAAGCAGCCCUAUUAACCAAAUUUUUAAGUCAUUUUAGGGGGCAUUUAGCUUAAAAUGGCAAGUCAAAGAAUUUGCUUUACCUCAGAUUUUUACACCAUUUUUGUGAAUAAUUAUUCAAAACAUACUGUCUUCAAAGUGCACAAGCAGUAUUCAAGUCCAAUUCAUAACAAGGUCUGAUCUUACAUAAUAAUAAAGCAACUCCACGUUUACCCCAAUGACCUUUUCUCUUUGAAACAUUUACCCAUCUGUGUUUCAAAGCCUGGGGUCCAUUCGAUUUGUGUAGACUAGCUGUUGUAGUCUUUUAUAAUCUGUGUUUACUUUGAAAAAAGUUAUGCUAAAUAUAGUCAUUCCAAGCAAACUCUUGUUCUCUUUCUUUUGCAGAGGAAACAUAAGAAAACAGAGAUUGAGAGCUUUUAUUAUAACAAAUGGAUGAAGUGGGUGGCGAUCACACUUUCUUUUCUAUAAACCUGUUGAUUUUUUUUUCUCCCAGUUUUAUUAUAAUGCUGGGGACUAUCUGUCAUAACUAAACUUUGAUCAGCACUGUAGUAAGGGAUCAAAACAUUUUCCUGUAAAAAGUUUGUGUUUCAAAGGAUUGUCUGGAGGAUUUGUAUAUAUAUAUAUAUAUAUAUUUUAAAAUAUGAAAUUUUUUUGAGAUUAUUUUUAUUUUAUUUUUUUUUUUCAAGCACCAUACUGUUUCCUAUUAUUAAAUCCAUUUCAGUUUAAAUUGAUGAAAGCAGACCUGGUUAAUUGGGUUCUAGAUUUGAUGAAUUAAAUACAUUUCUCAUGGAUUGCAUGUUCUUGUUUUCUUGUGCUACAGUUAUGAAAAAAAAAAGAUUUUAAUAGCUUAAGUGUAAUUUUUUCACUCCAAAUGCUAUUAAAGAGGCUGUGUCCCUUCAAACAGUA
This is a messenger RNA of Lates calcarifer (barramundi perch), 2663 nucleotides long. It is a transcript of the gene rer1, whose product is annotated as retention in endoplasmic reticulum sorting receptor 1. Gene Ontology annotation, cellular component: Golgi membrane. Gene Ontology annotation, biological process: retrograde vesicle-mediated transport, Golgi to endoplasmic reticulum; protein retention in ER lumen. The record is from RefSeq and is a predicted model, not a curated record. Bases 112 to 699 code for a protein of 195 amino acids. Lineage: Eukaryota; Metazoa; Chordata; Actinopteri; Centropomidae. The transcript is spliced from 7 exons.